AGUGACGGUGUCACAGGGAUGUCCUCUGACGUAUCGGAUGCUCACGGGUCCAUUGUCAAUUGCCGUACAAGUUAAGGAGUGGAUGUCAGCAGGAAGUUAGUGAGCACUGGCUCAUCUGAGAACACAGAGGAAACCUCAUUUUGGGUGAAUGUGAGGGAGUUUUGGAGCGCUGUGGCCUGGAGACUUUUCAGUUCUUGAAAUGUCAAUGAAACGAGCAGACGGGAUGUCCAUUGCCCAAGCUUUGGCCAUGACUGUCGCAGAGAUCCCCGUCUUUCUCUACUCCACGUUUGGGCAGUCCAUAUUUUCUCAGCUGAAGCUUUCUCCAAGCCUGAAGAAGGUCCUGUUUGCCACAGCACUUGGAAGUGUUGCUCUAGCUCUCACUGCUCAUCAGCUGAAAAGACGAGGGAGAAAAAGGAAGCAGAAAACGCAAACAAAGGAAGGGCAGAGGAUAGUAGGAAUACCUGAGAUGCUCUUGAAGACAGGAAGACCUUCAUCAUUAAAGAAAGGUCCGUUCACCGGUCGACAGAUGAUGAGCCCCGGAUCUCGGAGCAAUGACACCAUGAGUGGAAUUUCCUCCCUGGCUCCCAGUAAACACUCAAGUUCCUCACACAGCCUGGCAUCUACGCGAGUCCCAAACUCCCCAAAUCAAUCUGUGAAUCCCUCCAUCCAGUGGGAGGCAGAGCCUGUGGUGGAAGAAUCAGGGGCGGUAGAAGAUGCCAAUGCAGAAAACUUAUAUUUAAUGGGAAUGGAGCUGUUUGAAGAAGCGCUGCAAAAGUGGGAGCAAGCCCUACAUAUUCGUCACCCGAGCCACCCAGCCUCCUCUAACAACAGCCUGGCUCUGCAGGGGGCAGCGUGCGGAGACGCACCCUUGGUUGAAACCCAUAAUAAAGCAUUUGCUGAGAAAUUGGAGACAUUAUUGCACCGGGCGUACCACCUCCAAGAAGAUUUUGGUAGCAGUAUCCCAACAGAGAGUCUGCUGGCAGACUUUGGUAAGAGAACGCUUAUCUUGCCUCAAGUGGAGAGUUUCUAUGCACUGCAAUAUGAAGAUGCAACUUCUUUUACCUCUGAUGACUCCUUUUUCUCAGCUGCAGAACUGCUUGAUAACAUGACUCUAGGGGAGGUCUAUCCACCACUGAAGCCAGCAGCUCUGUAUGAAGAAGCUUUGACUCUGGUCCAAGCAGACAAAGUCAACUAUAGGACCCUGAGGUUCUGCUGUUGGAUGAAACUCAUCGCACCUUUUUUAUGGAGACAGGGAAACAGAUGAUCGCAGGGCUGAUGGUCAAGGCAAACAAGAGUCCCAAAGCCUUCUUAGAGAGCUACGAAGACAUGCUGCUGUACACCCAGAGAGAGGAAACGUGGCCCAUCACUAAGAUGGAGCUGGAGGGUCGAGGGGUGGUGUGUAUGAACUUUUUUGACAUAGUGUUGGAUUUCAUUUUGAUGGACGCAUUUGAAGACCUAGAGAGUCCUCCUUCCUCUGUGGUAGCCGUGCUCAGGAACCGCUGGCUCUCCGACAGCUUUAAAGAGACAGCUCUGGCCACUGCUUGCUGGUCUGUGUUAAAAGCAAAAAGGCGUCUUCUUCUGGUUGCUGAUGGGUUUAUCUCCCACUUCUAUGCCAUAUCAGAGCACGUGAGCCCUGUUUUAGCUUUCGGGUUUUUAGGACCCAGGCAGCAUCUGAAUGAAGUUUGCACAAUUUUUAAGCAACAAAUCGUGCAGUACCUUAAGGAUAUGUUCGAUCAUGACAAGGUCCGAUUGACCACUGUUCAGUGCUUGGCUGAGGACGUCUUGAAGCUCUCUCACCGGAGAAGUGAAAUCUUACUGGGGUAUCUGGGAAUCGAUAGUUUUGUGGAACUUAAUGGUGCCAUGCCAAGAGAUAUGGGCUCCUGAGGGACCUGCAAGGUUCACGAAGGGCUUCAUUUAGCUGAUACGCAGGAGUGUGAAGAAAAUGCAACUCAAACCUUGAUCUCUGCUUACGUCAAGUCUUGACUGAACCUUCCUUCUGUGUUACACGGAGAAUCAGCAUUAUUCAUUCAUUCAUCUGUGCUCCUAAGCCUGCAGCUAGCAUCAGAUAUCUUUCACCACAUCAACAACGAUAGAAACUGGUUGGAUCGAGAAUUUCCACUUCCUCCUUGCGUUGCUGCUUUGUUGCAUAUCCAGAAUGUCUACUGUAAUCAUAU
This is a messenger RNA of Nematolebias whitei (Rio pearlfish), 2174 nucleotides long. RefSeq names its product mitoguardin 2 (gene miga2). NCBI's taxonomy places the organism in Eukaryota, Metazoa, Chordata, Actinopteri, Cyprinodontiformes, Rivulidae. Gene Ontology annotation, biological process: mitochondrial fusion. The record is from RefSeq and is a predicted model, not a curated record.